AUGGACAUGUACACGUUUGAGUGUGUCCCAACUGAUCCUUGCUAUCAUUCCCCCUGCGACUUUGUCUCCACCAGAUGCGAACCUCAAGCUGACGGACAAUAUAUCUGCCGAGAUAUAUGUGAUGCUCAAACAUGCGAUUACGCCGUUGAUGUAUGUCAACUCGACGGAGCUGGUGGGUUCAUCUGUAAACCAAUAUGCGAUGAGUCAUCAUGUGACAUGAUGUCGGAGGUGUGCGAAGUUGAUGGCGCUGGAGAUUAUACCUGUCGAUCAAUCUGUGAGUGUGAUGAGACGACUCAGGAUUGCAUACUCGACUAUGCCGGCGGAUUUUACUGCCAGGAGCGUGAUGCAUGUCUGAGCAACCCAUGUGAUAAUGACAGCUCGGUAUGUCAAACAAUGGACGGUGGCUAUCACUGCGUGGAUAUUUGCAACGAACAGACAUGUAAUUAUAUGGAAGAAAACUGUGUGUUGCUUUAUGAUGGGGCCGGCAGUUUUGAGUGUAAGCCCAUCUGCGAUUCACAUAAUUGCGACAUGACGUCCGAAAUAUGCGAGCCAGAUGGAACAGGAAAUCAUCAAUGCAAACCAAUCUGUCACGAGAGCUCAUGCGAUAUGUCGUCAGAAGUCUGCGAAUUGGAUGGCACAGGCAGCUUCCACUGCAAACCCAUUUGCGACGAGUUCACCUGCGAUAUGAUGUCUGAAACUUGUGAAUUGGACGGGACUGGGAGUUAUCAGUGUAAGCCAAUAUGCACCGAUACGUCAUGUGAUAUGAUGUCACAAUCCUGUGAGUUAGAUGGCACCGGUAGUUUUUACUGCAAGGACAUUUGCGACGAGACCACGUGUGAUAUCAUGUCCGAAACCUGUGUCCCGGAUGGUACAGGAAGUUACUACUGUAAUCCGAUUUGUCAUGAGAACGCUUGUGAUAUGAUGUCAGAGACCUGCGAACCCGAUGGCACGGGCAGCCAUUACUGUCGACCGAUAUGUGAUAAUGCUCCAUGUGACAUGAUGUCACAAACAUGCGAAUUAGAUGGAACUGGUAGCUUCUACUGCAAGGAUAUAUGUAACGAAAACAGAUGCGAUAUGAUGUCACAGGUAUGUGAACUCGACCAUGCAGGAGGCUAUUUCUGCAAAGGACUGUGUGAUGAGCCUUCACCAUGUGAUUCCACUACUCAGGACUGUGUAUUGGAUCCCACUGGAAGUUUCACGUGUGUUGAACGAGAUCCUUGCAUCAGCCAACCAUGCAUGUCCGACGCAGAGAUUUGCAUUCCUGACAGCACUACCAACAGCUACCACUGCAGACCGGUGUGCCACCCAGCCGCUUGCGACCCAGCUAUGCAGUACUGUGUAGAAGAUGAUAUGGCCUGGCACUGUGAGGACAUUUGCCGACCCGAAAGUUGUGAUCCAGUAUCAGAGCACUGUAUUGUGCUUGCUGGUGAUGUGCAGGAUGCCUCAGGAUUCGAAUGCCGGCCCAUAUGCGACAAUGCAGGAUGCUCAGACCAUGAGAUCUGUGCUCUCGAUGGAACGGGUGGAUUCGUCUGCAUGCCCAUGAACCAAUGCGACUUCAACCCCUGCGACGAGCACCACCAGUGCAUUGACCUCGGGCAAGGGAACUACGAAUGUGAACUUAUCGAUGCUUGUGCAUCAAACCCAUGUGAGGAACACACCGUGUGUGAACACACGCCGGGCAUGGGAGGACAAUACAUGUGCAGACCAGUGUGUUAUCCGCUAGCAUGCGAUCAAGCAACGCAAUAUUGCAUCGAAGAUGGUGCCGGUAUUCUAUGCGAAGACAUAUGUGUGGAGGGUAUGUGUGAUAGUAUCUCACAGUACUGCAACAUACUCCCAGAAGGAUAUCAAGAGAGACACGAGUGUGUUGACAUCUGUCAGUCAGAAACAUGUCCUGCGGGCGAGAUUUGUGCCCUGGAUGGCACAGGUUCAUAUAUGUGCAUGCCGGCAGACCCAUGUGAGUACAAUCCCUGUCCUGAGUACCACGAUUGCGAGCCACUGGGUGAUGGCGAAUACACGUGCAUGCCUCAGAAAGGUGCAUGUUGUACCGAGGACGCAGGCACAUGUGAUGAUGGUACGACGGAAGAUUCAUGUAUGGGCUACUUCUUCGGCCCCGGAUCCAUGUGUGCUAUGGUUGGAGAUCAGUGUCGAGCAGCGGGAGCUUGCUGCAUGGACGAAUCUUGCACGGAUGGCAUUGGUGAGUUCUAUGGAGACAAGAGCUCGUGCAUGGACUUUGAGGAGCAGUGCCGCGCAUCCACAAUGGAGUCAAGUACGACAGUACACAGUACGAGUACAUCGGACUAUACUACCAGCAGUUCUACUGACAUGAGUAGUUCAACAGACUAUACUACCAGCAGCUCUACUGACAUGAGUAGUUCUACAGACUAUACUACCAGCAGCUCUACUGACAUGAGUAGGUCAACAGACUAUACUACCAGCAGCUCUAUUGACAUGAGUAGUUCAACAGACUAUACUACCAGCAGCUCUACUGACAUGAGUAAUUCAACAGAUAUGACCACCACAUCAUCAACUGACACCGUCACCUCGACCAGUGAGCAACCGUCGACGUCAGAGACCACGGACCCUUGCGACCAAUGCCUGGAGGAUGAGCGGUGCAUCAUCGAUCCCAUUACAGGCACGGCCCAGUGUGUGCCUAAGGACAGGUGCGGGUGCAACUGCCAGGACAACUCCAUCGCCGACGAUAGCGCGUCUGUCUGCAUCGAUGACGAGAGUGGCUUCUCCGACAUUGCAGGCUUUAACACACUACCCACACUGUUUGACCGCCGCCGAACCGAAGAAGAGGAGCCGACCAUCUGCAUCGCACCCCACAAGCAGAACAAGGUGUACGUCGUCUGCUUCCACGGAGAGCGUGACCACGGCACAGUGGUGGCCAAGUGUGCGUACAUCUUCGACAAGUGCAAGCGCGCGUACGGCAACAACUCGUGUGUCAAGGUCAACAACCCGUCCAAGGAUCAGCUAGACCGCAUCAACAGCCGCUGCCGCAAGGGUGCGGUCAUUGUCGUCACCCACUCCACCCCCACCCACGACACCACCUGCCCAUACGACGUAUGGGACUCAGACCUGACCCCCACAGACAUCGCCACCAUCUUCCCAGACACCUGGGUCAUCUGGAACGGCUGCUUCGGCUGGGGUAUUGCGGCGCAGCCCAACUGCUCCAACAUCAUCCCGGUACAGGGCGUAGACGGGGUGCUGCCAGUGGAUAAUGAGAACUGGAUCGAGGUCAUGAUACUACUGGAGAAGAUGGCCAAUGGGCAGCCGUACAGCCAGGACGAUGUGUGCGAGGCACUGUACGGCCACAACAACGACGCCGACCAGAGACGCCGAGCGGGACGGGGCAGGGCUUAUAGAGAGGAGAUCUGGUACUAA
This is a messenger RNA of Sphaeroforma arctica JP610, 3384 nucleotides long. RefSeq lists its product as hypothetical. The coding region runs from base 1 to 3384 and encodes 1127 amino acids. NCBI's taxonomy places the organism in Eukaryota, Ichthyosporea, Ichthyophonida. The record is from RefSeq and is a predicted model, not a curated record. The transcript has 2 exons.